CGACAGGUCAUGCAUUUUCUUAAAAGAAUCAUAUCGCAUAGACAACUGAAAACUACUCUAAAUUUGUCUCGUUUUAUAUUAUCCUAACUCGAAAAUUGUAGUCCUUAUAUCUUCUUCCUUCUCGCAAAGCUGCAAUUGUUUUCCGCACCAAGGAAAUGCAUGUAACUCCGUGGUUUUCCGUAAGCGGAAGACUGACCACAUCGCCUCUCCGUGAGAUGGAACCGUAGUUCUUUUCCCCUCCUCACUUCUCCACAGCGAACCUUAAUACCUUUAAGAAAGUGAAAGAACGUAUACACUCUACUCUGUGUAACAAUAGGUAUUUCAUUAUUUGUUAGCUGCCUAUUUUGCUCAAGGAACGUAAAUCGGAUCAGUCCACCUUUUCCUAAAAGGUCAUUUCCGCUUCCUUCGAAAAGGCAGCAUGGCGUCUAAUAACAAACGAAUGGUUUACGUAGGCGGACUUGCAGAGGAGGUAGAUGACAAAGUUCUAAACGCCGCGUUUUUACCAUUUGGCGACAUCGUCGACAUCCAAAUCCCUCUGGAUUACGAGACAGAGAAACACAGAGGAUUUGCAUUUGUGGAGUUUGAACUCGCUGAGGAUGCUGCUGCAGCUAUAGACAACAUGAAUGAAUCAGAGCUGUUUGGUCGCACAAUUCGAGUAAAUCUUGCCAAACCAAUGAAAAUAAAAGAAGGGGCAUCUAGAGCAGUGUGGGCAGAUGAUUCUUGGCUUCAACAGCAUGCAGGGGAGACGAUCAAAGAUACAGAAGAGGAAGAAGGGGAAGGAGGAGAAGAAAAAGGGGUCAAACGGUCAGCUGAAGAUACAGAAGAGGUCACAGGUGUGUCAGCACCCAAACGACCACAUACCAAUCCCCAAGUGUUUAUGGAUAUCAAGAUUGGGAAUCGCAAUGCAGGACGCAUUGUUAUUGAACUUAAGGCAGAUGUUGUUCCACUGACAGCAGAGAAUUUCCGCUGCCUGUGCACACACGAGAAGGGUUAUGGUUACAAGGGUAGCACCUUCCACAGAAUUAUUCCACAGUUUAUGUGUCAAGGAGGUGACUUUACAAAUCACAAUGGAACCGGUGGUAAAUCUAUUUAUGGUAACAAAUUUGAUGAUGAAAACUUCAAGUUGCGCCACACUGCUGCAGGAGAUUUAUCAAUGGCAAACUCUGGUCCAAACUCCAAUGGCUCACAGUUCUUCAUCGCAACAGCUAGAACAGAGUGGCUUGAUGGCAAACAUGUUGUCUUUGGAAAAGUUGUAGAGGGCAUGGAUGUUGUUUGGAAAAUGGAGGCAUGUGGGUCAAAAAGUGGCAAACCUUCAGAGAAGGUCACCAUCAUCAAUUGUGGAGAACUUGUCUAGUAUCUGCAUUAACACAGACUGACUACCAAACUGUUCCCAGCUGUUGUAAGGAGGCCUUUACUUUAAGAAGAAAAGAUUGAAAUGAUGAUGUUAGUGCAAGUUCUGGUAUUUUGAUGCCUUUUGCUGUGCAUGAUAUUGUGAAGAGAGAUGUUGUCAUCUCUACAUCAAGGAGUUCUACUUUGAUCUGGAGACAGAAGACAAAUAUGCAGUAAAUGUGUGUGUGCAUGUAUGUGUGUGUGGUCUUUUGUUUUCCUCCUUCAAGUAAUUUUCAUCUGUUGUUUACUAGGAAAGGUAUGUAGUGUGUCAAUUUAUGCAGUGUUUGAAAUACAUCAGUAAUGUAAAUCUUCCAUGAAAGUUUUUGAAAUUAACAUUGUACAUAACAUGA
Pomacea canaliculata is the source of this 1739-nucleotide messenger RNA. RefSeq names its product peptidyl-prolyl cis-trans isomerase E-like. Gene Ontology annotation, biological process: protein folding; protein peptidyl-prolyl isomerization. Gene Ontology annotation, molecular function: RNA binding; peptidyl-prolyl cis-trans isomerase activity. Gene Ontology annotation, cellular component: intracellular membrane-bounded organelle. The record is from RefSeq and is a predicted model, not a curated record. NCBI's taxonomy places the organism in Eukaryota, Metazoa, Mollusca, Gastropoda, Architaenioglossa, Ampullariidae.